Messenger RNA from Cuscuta europaea, 1985 nucleotides. Lineage: Eukaryota; Viridiplantae; Streptophyta; Magnoliopsida; Solanales; Convolvulaceae. The record is from the annotation of a GenBank genome assembly.
CACCAAAUAUAAAAAAACAGUGAAUUAGUGCCCCUCCCUCGUGUACAAGAAAACAUGGACAGGAAAAAGGGAUAGAGAGAGAUGCAUGAUGUAUUCUGAAGGUUAUUGUCAAUUGAAAUCUACUUUUUCAAUUGACCAGAGCAUCCCUGUGCUGCAUUUUAUUCUCUUUUCAGUGAUCCAAUAAAAAGGCUGUCUGUAGCACAUAUCAAUUGAUUUCUGGGAUUGAGUCAAGAAGUAAGAGAAUGGAGUUUUCCAGGAUGGCGGUAAUGAUGCUAGUAGCAUUAGUUUCUUCAAUGAUGUGUGGAGUCAAUGGAAUAGGGGCAAAUUGGGGGACACAGUCAACGCACCCACUUCAGCCCGAGAUAGUGGUUAGGCUGCUCAGGGAAAAUGGAUUCCAGAAGGUCAAACUUUUUGAUGCAGAUUAUGAUGCCUUACGAGCCCUGGGGGGCUCUGGGAUUGAGGUCAUGGUUGGAAUUCCUAAUGACUUGUUGCUGACCAUGGCUAACUCUAAGGCCGCACAAAAAUGGGUAUCUGAAAAUAUUACCCAACAUAUCAAUAACCACAAGGUUAAUAUCAGGUAUGUUGCUGUGGGAAAUGAACCUUUCUUGCAAACAUACAAUGGGACAUAUCUUAGGAGCACGUUCCCUGCUCUCCAAAGUGUACAAUCCGCGCUUGUAAAAGCUGGUCUUGGCAAUAUAGUGAAGGUCACGGUUCCCCUCAAUGCCGAUGUUUAUGACUCCUCUAGUGGCUUACCAUCUGGUGGCGAUUUCAAAGCCGAUAUUCACGACUAUGUCCUCCAAAUUGUAAAGUUCUUGAAUGACAAUGGUUGCCCCUUCACGGUCAACAUUUACCCUUUCAUAAGCCUUUAUAUUGACCCAGGCUUCCCUGUUGACUAUGCAUUUUUUGAUGGUAAUGCGACACCUUUGAAUGAUGCUGGGACGUCCUACACCAACAUGUUUGACGCAAAUCAUGACACACUGGUGUGGGCCCUACAAAAGAAUGGGUUUGGUAACAUGCCCAUUAUAGUGGGAGAGAUUGGUUGGCCGACGGACGGAGACCGAAAUGCAAAUCUACCUUAUGCACAAAAGUUCAACCAAGGGUUCAUGACCCACAUAUCAAAUGGGAGGGGGACCCCGAUGAGGCCCGGCCAGAUCAAUACAUAUCUCUUUAGUUUGAUUGACGAGGACGCCAAGAGUAUUGCCCCAGGAAACUUCGAACGCCAUUGGGGUUUGUUUUACUAUGAUGGGCAACCAAAGUACUCUCUCAAUCUUGGCACCACAACUUCUGGGGCCCUUGUUCCAGCAAAAGGGGUUCCGUAUCUAGAGAGAAAAUGGUGUGUUUUCAAUCCGAAUGCGAGGCUUGACGGGUCCCAGGUUGCCCCUAGUGUGAGCUAUGCGUGUGGCCGUGCUGACUGUACUAGCCUCGGGUAUGGGACGUCUUGUGGCAAUUUGAAUAUUCAGGGGAACAUUUCAUAUGCGUUCAACAGUUAUUACCAGAUUAACAACCAGAUUGAUGAAGCCUGCAAAUUCUCAGGCCUUGGAUCCAUCGUGCGGUCUGACCCUUCAACCCAAACUUGCAGGUUUGGGAUCAUGAUACAACCGUACUAUGCAGGUGUUGAACGAGUUUUGGGACAUCGACAGACAUUGCUAUGGGUUUCAGGGUUCUUUCUCUAUGUAAUGUUCAAAAUUUAUUUAUGAGUUCAUUCGAUUUACAUGGUUAGUUUUUGACACAUAGCGAUGUUGCCUGAUCAGUCUGGUUUACUUUCCUUUUGCUAUGGUAAUGAUACUUGAUGAUGAUUGUAACAGUAGCAUUGGUUGAUUGUAAUUAUAUAUCUGAGGCAAUGUUUGCCCAAACUGCGGAACUGCCUGCUAAGGUUACCGUGGGAGUCCGUUUUCUCAUACAUUGGUGCUCUAAUAUUGCUAUAUUUGGAAGCUGGAUAAGGGCUGGGGAAAGGAAAAAGUGUUAAGAAUAGCUGAAUAGUGUAU